CCCGCGGCAUCCAAACCGGCGCCGGCGGAAUUGCAGAUGGAGACGCCCAUCCAGCGCGAAAUCCGCCGCAGCUGCGAGCGGGAGGAAAGCCUGCGCCGGAGCCGGGGUCUGAGUCCCGGUCGCGCGGGCGAGGAACUCAUUGAGUUGCGCGUGCGGCCGGUGCUCAGUCGGCCCGGCUCCGGUACUCCGCUGCCGCGCGCCCUGGAGCGCGCUCGGGCGGGCGCGAAGAUGCAACGGGACAUCGAACGCGAGGCUCACAGGCAGGCGGCGCUGGCGAGCCCCGCGGUUCCGGAGCCUAGCGCCCGGCGGCGGCCGCAGCCGCUGGACGAACUCAAGCGCUUCUUUGAGGCUGCGGCGGAGGACGGCGCUGGCUUGCAGAGGCAGCCAGAGACCGGAGGCCGGCUGCACCCCGCCGUUCAGGACGGCUGUCCGGUACUGGGGCAGUUGCCACCGCUCGUUGCCCCGUCACUGCUGGAGCAGGAGGUGCGACGAGUGCGCGAGCGCGAGCGGGAGCUGCAGUUGCAGCGGCGCAGCAUCUACGGCGACGCCGAGGUCCAGGAGCCAGCGCCGAGCCUCACCCCGAGCAGGGGAGAUGGAAAAUUGUCGGUGAUCUGGCCUCCGCGGAGACGGGCCUCUGAGAAGGAGCGCAGACCCUGAGGUCUAUGAAGGUUGGGACCUGCGGACAGAAGUAACAUACCCUUUGGAGAACCAGGGUAGGGUUACUCUCCAGAUCAGCAGAAGGCCUAGAGAGGGAAGGGCUAGCUUUCUUUAAUGGCAACUUGAAAUCCAGCCCAUCUUUGAUACUGACUAUGGAAUUAACCACCUUUCUCCAUAAAAUUCUCUAGUCUUCCUUGGAAACCCUGCAAAACCUAUGAGUGAAACAUAAAAUAAACUCCUCCUCCCUUUA
This is a messenger RNA of Mus musculus (house mouse), 907 nucleotides long. It is a transcript of the gene Misp3, whose product is annotated as MISP family member 3. The transcript is spliced from 3 exons. Bases 37 to 657 code for a protein of 206 amino acids. The record is from RefSeq and is marked validated. NCBI's taxonomy places the organism in Eukaryota, Metazoa, Chordata, Mammalia, Rodentia, Muridae.